AUGGUGAAGUUAGACUUCUCGUCGGGUGGCGAUGAGGAGGAGGACAAGGAUUUAACCAAGGAAUUCGUGAUGGAUGAGACACCGAUGGAAGAAGAAGCAACGACACAAGCAGUGAAGCAAGUAGCAACAACGACAAAAGAGACGUAUAAGGACGCGGUUGUGAACAAAGUUAUAGAUGUAAAGGACGUUGUAAAGGAGAAAGUCAUGCAGCAAACUGGAAUGCCUGAAUGGGCGUUCGUCUUCCUCGGAAUCGUAUUCAUCUUCUUCGUGCUCGCGUGCGCCUUCUUCAUCAUUCGCAAGUUAUUCGGAAAGAAACGACACGGAGAGAAGAACAAAAAGGGUGGAUUGAAGGGAUUCUUUGGAAAAGGACAAGAUGUUGUGGAUGGUAAAAAUAUUCAAGGGAUGGCUCAAGACUUGGAAGAGCUCGGAGACGCAAUGGAACAGAACGAGAAGGCUCAAGCCGAGGAGAAAGAAGAAGUCAAACUAGGAAGGAUACAAUACAAACUUGACUAUGAUUUCCAACAAGGACAACUCACCGUAACUGUGAUUCAAGCCGAAGACUUGCCAGGAAUGGACAUGUCAGGAACUUCCGAUCCAUAUGUCAAACUUUAUCUCUUGCCAGAAAAGAAGAAGAAAGUCGAAACGAAAGUGCAUCGCAAGACUUUGAAUCCAGUCUUCAACGAGACUUUCAUCUUCAAAGUAGCAUUCAAUGAAAUCACUGCCAAAACCCUCGUAUUUGCCAUUUACGAUUUCGACAGAUUCAGUAAGCACGAUCAAAUCGGACAAGUUCUGAUUCCACUGGGAAAGAUCGAUUUGGGUCAGGUUAUUGAAGAGUGGAAGGAUAUCGCACCACCUCCAGAUGACAAAGAAGCCGAGAAGAGUCUCGGAGACAUCUGCUUCUCUCUCCGAUACGUUCCAACUGCUGGAAAGCUGACUGUCGUCGUUCUUGAAGCCAAAAAUCUCAAGAAAAUGGACGUCGGUGGUCUUUCAGAUCCAUAUGUGAAAAUCGUGUUAAUGCAAGGCGGAAAACGAUUGAAAAAGAAGAAGACGUCGAUCAAGAAGUGCACUCUUAAUCCCUACUAUAACGAGUCGUUCAGCUUCGAAGUGCCUUUCGAACAAAUUCAGAAAGUGUCCCUUAUGAUUACUGUGAUGGAUUAUGAUAAACUCGGAUCAAACGACGCUAUUGGACGGUGUCUUCUUGGAUGUAACGGAACUGGUGCCGAGCUCAGGCACUGGAUGGACAUGCUGGCCUCUCCACGUCGUCCAAUUGCCCAAUGGCACACUCUCGGACCAGUCGAGGAAGAAGGUGAUAAGAAGGACGAGAAGAAAUAA
Molecule: messenger RNA, 1332 nt
Organism: Caenorhabditis briggsae
Lineage: Eukaryota; Metazoa; Nematoda; Chromadorea; Rhabditida; Rhabditidae
Gene: Cbr-snt-1
Product: Protein CBR-SNT-1
Exons: 9
Coding region: 1-1332 (443 amino acids)
Biological process (GO): synaptic vesicle endocytosis; calcium ion-regulated exocytosis of neurotransmitter; cellular response to calcium ion
Cellular component (GO): synaptic vesicle membrane; dense core granule; axon
Molecular function (GO): calcium ion binding; clathrin binding; calcium-dependent phospholipid binding
Source: RefSeq, a predicted model, not a curated record